GUUUGUUGUUUCGGGUCCGUGACGAAACGAAAAAGCCGCAUCGAAAAGCAUUGAGCGCAAACAUGGCAGGCUAAUCCAGCCGUCGACGAAACGAUCGCGGUCUUUUUUCCCUUACACCUUAGAUGUUCGCCAAUUUGUAAAUCACGCUUGCUUCCAAUCUCUUAUAAACAAAGCUUAGGUGGAUUAGGAAAGUCUGUAACUGAAUUCGUCCACAGAUGAUGCAGUUCAGCCAACCACCCCCGUCGGCGCCGAAUAUGUCGGUUCCUCCGCCACACGUGCCUACACCCUUUGGCUCCAGCAGAAUUUUUGGGAGCGGUGGCGGAGAGAAGAGCAAGUUUUACACGCCUUUCCGCAACUUCAACAAGGGCGGCGGCAUGGACUCCGAGUUUGACGGCAAACGUCUGCGCAAGAGCGUGAUGCGAAAGACGGUCGACUACAACUCGUGCGUGGUGCGGAUGCUGGAGAACCGCGUGUGGCAGCGCGAUUGGCGCGACCGCGCUGCGCUGCAGCCUGACCAAUUGUUCCUGCCAGAGAUGCUGCCGCCGGCCGCGUACCCAGACAACGCCAGCAACGCAAUCACCACGCGCUUUGUCAAGUCGGCAACCAACAAGAUGCGCUGUCCGGUUUUCUGCCUCGCCUGGACACCAGAGGGCCGCCGCCUCGUCACAGGCGCCUCCAGUGGCGAGUUUACCCUGUGGAACGGACUUACCUUCAACUUUGAAACUAUUCUCCAGGCGCACGACAGUCCUGUUCGAACAAUGGUGUGGUCGCACAACGACAUCUGGAUGGUGACAGGUGACCAUGGUGGCUAUGUCAAGUACUGGCAGAGCAACAUGAACAACGUGAAAAUGUUCCAGGCCCACAAAGAGGCGUUGCGUGGAAUAAGUUUCAGCCCAACAGAUCAAAAAUUUGCCACUUGCUCCGACGACGGAACUAUCCGCAUUUGGGACUUCCUUCGUUGUCAGGAGGAACGGAUUCUCAGAGGUCACGGUGCUGACGUGAAGUGCAUCCACUGGCACCCACACAAGGGUCUGAUCAUCUCUGGCAGCAAGGAUAACCAGCAGCCAGUAAAGCUAUGGGACCCCAAAAGCGGCCAAUCGCUGGCAACCCUACACGCGCACAAGUCGACCGUGAUGGACGUCCGAUGGAACGACAAUGGCAACUGGCUAGUCACAGCCUCUAGGGACCACUUGCUCAAACUGUUUGAUCUACGAAACCUAUCGCAAGAGGUGCAGACCUUCCGCGGGCACAAGAAGGAGGCAAGUGCUGUCGCUUGGCAUCCCGUCCAUGAAGGCCUCUUUUGCAGUGGAGGCUCGGACGGCUCCCUCCUCUUCUGGAAUGUUGGUGCGGACAAAGAGAUUGGCGCGAUAGAGCAGGCACACGACAGCAUUGUGUGGUCUCUAGCUUGGCACCCACUGGGCCACAUUCUAGUGUCCGGGUCGAACGAUCACACAAGCAAGUUCUGGACACGCAAUCGACCUGGCGACCAAAUGCGGGACAAGUACAACCUGAACACGCUGCCCGCUGGCAUGUCGGGCUAUGAUGACAAUGAAAUCGACGACAUGGCAUUGAUUCCUGGAAUGGGUCCCGACGACAAGGUGGAUGUGCCUUCAGGGACUACUUUCACGCCCUCAAGCAGCCUCGACCCUGCUGACAUUCCUGGCUUGGACUUUGACAGCGUCCAUGACAUGCACAAGCCAUUGAAGAAAGUGCCCUACGCCAAGCCUAUUCCCAAGAACUUCCAGGCGCAGUGGAAUGAGACAAAGAAUGAAGAUGAGGAAGGAAGACCGCGGCGGGGCCUGACUGAAGAGCAAGUGGUUGAAGUAAUUAGCAAGUUCAUUGAGCAGAAUCCGCCGCCAGGUUUCGUGCCCUUGAAGGAAAUUGAGCCAGAGGCCAUCAUCCUCUUUGGCCAACUAAUCAAUAUUGUUUCUGACUCACCGCUUGCCCGGGCAAUCAAAGGUGGUUCUGACGCAGUGAUGCAAUUCCUCGAGUCAGGUGGCAUGCCUGAGUUGAGCGACGAAAUACACAGUUACAGAAUAGCCGCCACCAAGUCAGACGAUGAUGACAACAAUCUUGAGCUCAGGCCUGAUGAACACGAAAGCUACCAAGGCGAUGAACAAGGCCCUGAGGUGGAUGAUUUUGAAGAGGAUAAUGACAACGAGGAGUGGUCUGAAUACGACGAAAAGGAGUCCUCUGAUAAUCCAUUUCAGCGAGCAAGCAGCUUUGGCAGCCAAGACAACUUCAACGCGCCCAACAACCCCUUCGAUGGCCCCAACUUCGGGGGCAUGCCGCCUCGCUUUCCUCCGCGCAUGGAUUUCCAGCAGGGAAACUUUCGGCCGGACUUCCCACCAAGACCUUUCGGACCCAGAGAAGGCUUUGGAGGCCCUCGAGGUCCUUUUUCAGGGCCUCCGCCAGGGCCAUUCAACUCAAAUUUCGGCCGAGGGGGCAAUUUUGGUGGACCGCCUGACAACUUCAACCGACCCCCAGGACCGUUUGGACCCAACCAAGGCAACUUCCGGCCGAUGGGCAACUUUGGCAAUAACCAAGGCGGCAAUUUCGGCAACAACCAAGGAGGCAAUUUCGGCAACAACCAAGGAAGCAAUUUCGGUAAUAACCAAGGAGGAAACUUUGGCAACAGCCAUGGGGGCAACUUUGGCGGGAACCAAGGGAACUUUGGUGGCCGGAGCCAGCAGGGCAACUUUGGAAACUUUGGGAACUUCAACCAGGGGGGAAAUAACUUUGGGAACAACCAGUUCCGCGACGACCCACGCUCCGGAUCGAGAAAUCAGUUUGGUUCGCGCGGCGGCGGUGGCGGCAGCGGUGGCCCUGACCGCAACAGAGACAGACAAGGUGAUUCAGGGGGCCGCGGCGGCUGGCGUGGAGGCCCACACCGCGGCAGAGGUGGCUGGAGAGGAGGGCCUCCCCGCAACUAGUUGUGAGUGCAGUGAGACUCCCAAGUGCAAGGACACGUCCAGUGGGUUUGUGUCGAUAGACUUCACUUUCACGAAAUGUAAGUUUUCAAUAUUAAACCUGUUCUUCGGCGAACUAUG
Cloeon dipterum is the source of this 3050-nucleotide messenger RNA. RefSeq names its product WD repeat domain 33 (gene Wdr33). The coding region runs from base 216 to 2933 and encodes 905 amino acids. Gene Ontology annotation, molecular function: protein binding. Gene Ontology annotation, cellular component: mRNA cleavage and polyadenylation specificity factor complex. The transcript has 12 exons. NCBI's taxonomy places the organism in Eukaryota, Metazoa, Arthropoda, Insecta, Ephemeroptera, Baetidae. The record is from RefSeq and is a predicted model, not a curated record.